AUGUCAGAAGCCACCCAGAGCCAAGGUUUAGACGAAAGACUCCCACCCCAUGCUAUCCCCGGGCUAUUCCACGGCAUGUCCACUGGCUCUGUCCUCGGCGGUGUCGGCAUGACCGACUUCGACAACGGCGAGCCCGAAGGCUGGAGCUUUCAACCUCACCCACUCAACGAUGAUCUCACUGGGGACGACGAGAAGAGGGUCAUGGGUGCCAUCUGCGAUACGAGGGUGCAUUACCAUCCUCGGAGAAUGCACUUGACGUUGCAUCGGCCUAUCCCUUCAGCAUCAGCUCUGAAUAGGGGUGCAGAUGCAGAGUAUACACAGGCGAUUGAUCCAGAGCAGCAGGCCAUCACAAGGAUCGAGUUUGUCAUACCGUCCGACUAUCCGCAAGCUGAAUAUACAGUCGAGCGAGAAGAGGAUGGCUCUCGCCGGGUCAAUGUCAUCUCCUCUGCCAGUCCUGGACGCGAGCCACUUUUUACUGAAGUGACCUGCUUCCACCCCGUUCGGAACAACCGCACCAUGGAAACGGACGGCCCUCUCAUCCGUGGGGACGAUAUCUACGUGACAAAAGAGUAUAUGGAAAUCGUCUCCGACUUCCCUUCUGACAAAGAUCGGAUGGAUCAGAUCGAGUACGAGUCGAUGCAGGGUAAUGAUGUGCAUGAGAACGGGGAACCAGUGGGGUUAUGGCCAGAGUUUGAAAAACCCAUCGAGCUUGUCCGUACGGACCAGUCCGGAGGAAGGACGUCUUUCAGCCUGGAUGCGAGCUACUUUCCUUCUGCAAAGAGGGUGACGAGGCCUACGGCUGCUGAUAACUUUAGCUACGUGACAAUCCGGCAUAAGGAUAUGGAUACCUUCGCAGAAGUACAGUUCCUUGUAGCUGCAGACGCGUCUAAGAGGGCGAGAGAGGAAGAGUGGGAGUCCAGGAUGUUUACGGACUUGUCGAUUGGGACGAGGGCGGAUGAGGGUGUGGUGACGCCUGCGUAG
Cryptococcus wingfieldii CBS 7118 is the source of this 981-nucleotide messenger RNA. RefSeq lists its product as hypothetical. The transcript has a single exon. The record is from RefSeq and is a predicted model, not a curated record. Lineage: Eukaryota; Fungi; Basidiomycota; Tremellomycetes; Tremellales; Cryptococcaceae. The coding region runs from base 1 to 981 and encodes 326 amino acids.